Fusarium fujikuroi IMI 58289 is the source of this 2046-nucleotide messenger RNA. Its product is annotated as related to peptidase yuxL. The record is from RefSeq and is a predicted model, not a curated record. Lineage: Eukaryota; Fungi; Ascomycota; Sordariomycetes; Hypocreales; Nectriaceae. The coding region runs from base 1 to 2046 and encodes 681 amino acids. The transcript has a single exon. Gene Ontology annotation, molecular function: serine-type endopeptidase activity. Gene Ontology annotation, biological process: proteolysis.
AUGGCCCAAUCCACGACUCCAGGUUUUGACAAAGCCUACGCCCAAACCCUCUGUGAUCUCCAAGUCCCCAAAUUCAUUAAAUUCUCUCCCAACGGCCGACAAAUCUUGUACUCCACCAGUCUCAUCGGUGGCCAUCGUAAAGGCAAAAACGCUCUGUCAACGCUCUGGAUUGCAUCAUCCACCGAACCAAACUCAUCUCGCCAACUAACGUCCGGUCUCUUCAACGACACAUCUCCAAAAUGGCAUCCUGACAGAAAUAGAAUCGCUUUUCUGUCGGACCGUGCGAAAGUGGGUGAAUCUUCGGCGAUUUACAUGCUCAGAAUGGACGGUGGUGAUGCGAUUCCUAUAACCGAUGUUGAGAAUGAGGAGGAUAUUGAGAGCUUUCUGUUUUCGCCUGAUGGCAAGACUAUUGCGUAUGUUUCACCAGAUGAGAAAUCGGAGGAGGAGAAGGAGAAGAGUGAGAAGGAUGAGCCUGAUCCUGAACUCUGGGGCGAGAAAUGGGAGUAUGCUAGAUUGAGACUCGUCGAUGUGGAAUCUCACGAGACAAAGGUUCUCUUUGGCGGAGAGACUUACAUUGGCGAAUUUUGUUGGAGUCCCGAUGGGAAGAAUAUUGCUUUUAUGAGCACAGAGAACCCUCAUAUCGAAGAGGCGAUGUUGACGGGCACGACUAUCUCAACAGUUGAUGUCGAGACUGGCGAGGUCACAGAGCUCUGUAAGAUCAUGAACGAACCGUAUGAUCUUACCUGGGCGCCAGAUGGACAGGUGUAUUUCAUCACAGGUGUGCCUGCUGAUAAAGAUUCUGGAGGAAGAGCUGUCUACAAAACUGAUCCCAAGGCUGACACUGGGGACUUCGCAAAGGUUGCAUGUGGUGUUGAUGAUGAUGCCGGAGGUCUUCAUGUCGUUGGUGACAAAGUUCUUGUGAACCGUCAGGUUAGGCUCGUUGAUGUGAUCAGUGAACUAGGAGGCGACGAUCUGUUCGAUGAGGAAAAGGAGUUCUGGGUAUAUGAUAUUUUCAUCGACCCAGAGACUGGGACUUCGACUCUUGCAGCAAGCUUGUCAGAUGUUGGAACCCCUUACGACAUCUUCGUUAUCGAGAAGGGCAAAGAGAAGAUCAAGAUUUCCAACCACGGAAAGCCACUUGCAGACAGAUCCCUCGGUUCAUGCACAGUUCUCACCUGUCGUUCCACCGACGAUGAAGUCGAACUCGACGGUCUCUACCUCACCCCAACUUCCAAAGCAAACUCCAACAAGACCCCAGCUGAGCCCCUCCCAACAUUCGUCCUCAUCCACGGGGGCCCAACAUCUCGCGACACCGAUACCUUCGAUACAACAUGUUUCAACUGGGCUCCAUAUAUCCUGUCAAAAGGCUACGGCAUUCUCCUCCCUCAGUAUCGCGGCUCAAGCGGUCGCGGAGAAAAGUUUGCUUCAUACAGUAUGGGAGGACAGGGGAAGUAUGACUACGCUGAUGUGGUGGCUAUCACUGAUAACGCUAUCAAGAAGGGCUUUGCAGAUCCAAAGAAGCUUAUUGUUGGGGGUUGGAGUCAAGGUGGUCUUUUGACGUAUCUGUGCAGCGUACGCAAUGGUCUCCAUGGCCUGGGAUGGCGCUUCAACGCAGCUAUCGCCGGAGCGGGUGUCUGCGAUAUCGAAAGUCUUGCGCUUACAGCUGAUCUCGGCUCAACGUAUGAGAUCGAACUCGCGGGCGGUGAUACCAUUUGGACUCUCAACCGCGACGAUACACGAAAUCGACAAGGCAGUGCGCUCUGGGAAAUUUCCGGUGCAGUGAAGCAUACGCAAGAAACAGGGGAGAUGGUCAUCCCGCCCAUGCUGAUUCUUCACGGUGACAAGGAUGAGCGAUGUCCCUUUUCACAGGCGGAGGGGUUCAGGAGGGCCUUGAGGCAUUGGGGGUUGAAGUACGAGUUUGUCAAGUUUCCCGGGGAGGGGCAUGGGAUUGAACAGCAGAGGUAUUGGUUUGAUAUGUUUGAGAGGAUUGGGAGGUGGUGUGAUACGUAUAUUGGGGAUGGGCAGGUGAAGCUGGCGAUGAGAUGA